This is a messenger RNA of Portunus trituberculatus (swimming crab), 7257 nucleotides long. RefSeq names its product TBC1 domain family member 16-like (gene TBC1D16). Lineage: Eukaryota; Metazoa; Arthropoda; Malacostraca; Decapoda; Portunidae. Gene Ontology annotation, biological process: activation of GTPase activity. Gene Ontology annotation, molecular function: GTPase activator activity. The record is from RefSeq and is a predicted model, not a curated record. Gene Ontology annotation, cellular component: early endosome.
AGUGGCGCGGGUAGAGAGUCGGACGGAGAAUGUUUUGAUGUGACGUCAGGAGUGUGGUGACGCAGGCAGGCAGGAGGCGGUGUGUGGUGGUGCUGGUGGUGGUGUGUGUGUGAGAUUGAGUGGCUGCCAGCACGUAGCCGAGGUAAGGAUGGCCACAAGGCACUGAGCUCCUGAAGUCACUGAUCUGGUCUGCUUCGUGGUCUCUCAUCCUAACUCAACUCCUUCAGAAUGUCCCUCAAUGGCAUUAUCCGAAGGGCCUCCAGCUUUCUUGGCCUCAGUGGAUCCGAGAAUUCCAAGCCGACUUAUGAAGAUGGGGAUAUUGUGUUCUGCAAGAACAAUGUGUGCGUGCAUCCACCAUGGCGGUGCCGAGGUGAUGGGGAGAAGGUGCAUCACCCAGGCUAUCUGGUGAUCAAGUGCCAGGCAGACCCUUCUUACGGCACUACACUGCACCUCAGCUGGAUACCCAAUGAGAGGCUCAAGAGGAACCAUGACCUUAUUUCACAGAUCAAUGGUGAGGGGAACAGCCGCAGCAACUCCCCAUAUCCUACCUCAGAUUCUGAGUCCCUCUCCAUGUCCUCACUGGCACUUCAUGACAGCAGUGGCACAGUGAGGAAGACUUCCUUGGACGAUGCAGCAAUGUCCACUUCUGGCAUAUCCACCUUGGACACCUCAAGUGAUGCAACACAUUCCAAGGAGGAGGUGAGCCCUAACAGUGAUGGAGGCAGCAGUCACAGUCCUCCCAAGGCAAGCAUGGAAGCUGGUAGGGUCACCAUAGAGGCAGGCAGUGAAGAGACAGGCAGCAGCGGUGGGUAUCUGGUAGAGGGGCAGGAUGUAGAAGAUGGUGCAAGUACCACAAAGAACACUCCAGUUGGAAGUGUUAGUGAACAGAACUCAGAGGAAAGUGGGAGUUCAGCUGAGGACAGUAAGGAACAGAGUGAGGAACAGAAUAAUAGUUGUGAGAGUUCAGCAGACAGUGUUGUGAAGGACAUGGAGACAGAGAGCCCAGAUCUGAACCUUGGCAAAGGCACUACAACGGAUGACAGCAGAGAGCACAGUCUGGAGGACCUCAAGGACACCUCACAGGAAAGCAGCAGUGGCUCCAGUAACCAGAACACGGAGGCGAAGGAGAGCAUCCCUGUGGUGGAGACUGAGACAUCUGACGACACCACUCAACAAGCAGCUUCCCAGGAAACCGCCAGGACAAUACACAUAGCACUUCAAAUACCCAGGCAGAGAGAGAAACAAAGACACAUAUCCUCUUCUGGCAGCAGUAGCUCAGAUGAAGACAAGCUGGCAGAAACCCUCACCAUCACAGAGACACCAGAGAUCUCAGGUACAGGUGGCCACCUCACGAGCGAGGGCGACGAGAGUCUUGAGUCUUCUCCUGAACCUCAUGUAUGUCCCCCACCUCACUACCUCACUUCCACGAAUGGGGAGCAGUAUUGGUAUGAACGCAGCGCUGAGUCAAUGGCAUACUCGGCCAACCUGGCAUUCCCUGACACAGCUUCCCUUAACUCCUUCUGCCCAACUCCGGUUGAUGGCGGCUCUUCCCCCAUCAGGAGAGAGCACAAGUGUGGCAUCUUCAGCAUUGAUGUCAAACAGAGCAAAUCUCUGCGGCUGUUCUUCAGUGACAGGGACAACACGUGUGGCCAGCUAGUCAUUGCCAGCCGGGAGAGUCAGUACAAGAUCUUCCACUUCCACCACGGUGGCCUGGAUAAGCUGGCAGCGGUGUUUGAGGACUGGAAUUUCCUGGUAAAGCCGAGGGAUGAGGAGAGUCCCACCGGCGACGUCUCCCUCAAGCAGUUCCUUGUCUGCAAGCCUGAAGUGAGUGAGUCUGAACUGCACCCUGAGGAGGGCCAGCAUAGGUGUCUGGACGCUGAUGCUUGGGUCACCUACUUCAAUGAGGAUGGUCAGAUUGAGGAUGACUUAGCCCUGCGCCAGGCCAUCUUCUUUGGAGGUGUGGAGCCUCAGCUGAGAGCCAAUGUGUGGCCUUUCCUCCUCCACUAUUAUGACUUCCGCACCACCUUCCUGGAGCGGCAGGCUAUCAUGGAGGAGAAGCACCAACUCUACCACAAGAUCAAUGCGUUGAGGGAGAGCAUGUCGGGGGAGGAGCUUGACUGGUUCCGCCGCAAUGUGCAGUGUACGGUGGAGAAGGAUGUGGUACGUACUGACCGCUCCAACCCUUGCUUUGCCGGCAACGACAACCCCAACCUGGAGAAGAUGAAAAGGAUCCUACUCAACUUUGCCGUACACAAUCCUGUCAUGGGGUACACACAAGGCAUGUCGGACAUCCUGGCACCCAUCCUGGCUGAGGUGCGCAAUGAGGCUGAUGUGUUUUGGUGCUUCACAGGUCUCAUGAGCAAGACCAUCUUCGUCACUUCACCCAAGGAUGAGGACAUGGAGAAGAACCUGAGUUACCUUAGAGAGCUGCUGCGACUCAUGAGUCCUCGGUUCUUCAAUCACAUGGACAACCAGCAGGAUGGGAUGGACUUGCUCUUCUGCCACCGAUGGAUCUUGUUAUGCUUCAAGCGAGAGUUUCCAGAGGAUGAGGCGCUGGCAAUGUGGGAGGCAUGCUGGAGUAACUACCAAACCGAUUACUUCCAUCUCUUCCUGUCUGUGGCCAUUGUUAGCAUCUAUGGGGCUGAUGUGGUGGACCAGAAUCUGCGGCCGGAUGAGACUCUGCUUUACUUCACCUCCCUGGCUGGCCAUAUGCAAGGCCAGAUGGUGCUCAAGAAGGCUCGCGGUCUCCUGCACCAGUACCGCAGCAUGAGUCACCUGCCGUGCACGCUGGUGGGACUGUGUGAGCUGUGUGGGCCAGGCAUGUGGGACUCAGGGCAUGUGCCGGUGGUGGCAUGUGUGGGGCACCCAGAUGACCAGGCCUGCCCCCUCACCCAGUCUUCCUCCACACAAGGCACCACCCCAGCCUCCUCCGCUUCUUGACACGCUACCAGGAAAGUUCUCCACCAGCUGGUUAUGUGUAAGUAGGUGGAGCUAACAGGUGGUCACUUGGCAGGCUUGGAGUGUGCUGAGAGGUGGAGGAGAAGGAAAAUAAUCAUGGUCAGUAGUGAAGUAACUGGCCUCAUAUUUCCAUUGUGUUUUCCCUUAUGUUUCUUUUGUCCUGAAUCAUCUAAUGUGCUACCAGUUGUCAGGUUUUGUAAGAUUCUUUGCACUUAAGAAUUAAGAUUGAGGGAAAUGCAAACGUUGGAAGUGAGUAUGGCGAGUCAGCUGACUUCUGACCUUGAUUUUUACCUUUUGCAUUGCAGUGUUGAAAUGUGAUGUGAUGUGUUUCAGUCAGUGUGUUGGGAAGUGGUGUUAUUCAGUCUUGAACACAGAGCCCAACGCCAUGGUUAUGUAAUGUUGUGUUUUGUUUUUAAUGAUGCGCUGUGUGGAUUGGAGUGAUAUUUUAUUCAUAAGUGAGAAGAUUUCAUGCAUCCAUCUUUUAUAGUGAUGUGUUGUAUUGCAGUCAUUAUGUUUCACAAUGAUGCUGUUUAAAUUGUAAUCAAAGUGUUUUCUGUCAUUUAAUUGAGAUUUAUAUCACUUGACUGAAGAUCUUCAUAACAUAGAAUGGUAUAGCUUUCUACAGUUUGCCUUUGAUGCACAUUACUGUUGUAAUACCAUGUGAAGUUGAUGUUUUCUGUGACACAAUGAACAUUUCACUCGACACAGUCAAGAUGUGAAGGCUGUCUUUUUUAGGGUUAUGAUUGAUGAGGCAGAGUUAUGCUACUCUCCCCAUACUGUUGUCUGAAGUGUCAUAUUAUUGGAUCAAGGCAUCUUGUGUAUGACAGCAAGGUUGGAUCAGAAAAUUGUCAUAAAUUUGACACUUGAAGAACACCAUAACAAAGGUUCAGCAUUAUGUGAGGCAUUGAUUGUCACUGUGUUGUGCUCAGGUAGGAGAUGGUGUGCCUGACAGAACACUACAGCAAAGAGGAUUUUAAUAGUUAAGCAUUAUGAGCAGCUGAACACUAUAAUUUUUAGACCAAUAUUGAUAUAAACAAUUCAAACAAGAGUGAGAUCAUGCAUGUACAGCAUAUGAUAGGUUUUACCAUAUUCUCAGUUAGCAUUAAGAGUGAUGGAGUCAUAUCCUUGUCUGAUGUGUGGUCAUUGAAUUCCCAAACUGCCAUUCUUUUUUUUAGUUAGUUAUACUUGACUUUGGAGUGGCUGGAGAACACUGAGAAAUUGGUAUGACGGCAAAAUGGAUUGGCCAAGAGAGCCCCUUGCAAAGAACUUGUGGCAAAUAUUUGGGUCACCUAUUGGUCUGAAAGUGAUCACCAAGACUGACGCUUUUGCUGUCCUUGACUGUCCCAUCUUUGCACUGCCAUCACUUCCCUCAGGCACAGCAGCUCAGGUGUGCUGCAUCAUUCUUUAUAGGACAGCUUUAUUUAAGGUGAUAGAAGAAAAUUAUGAUUAUCCUCUCUGUUGUUAUUUGAAAUGUCAAUUUGGGAAUUUAUUGAGCACAUCUCAUAAGGGAGAGUAAAAGAAAAGAAUAGGAAUUUGUAUGGUGCUUUUGUGGCUUUGUUGUGUCAAGACUCUGUGGAAUGUGAUAAUUGACAUUAAGACAAAGGCUUUGUUCAUUUUGAUCAUUAGGAUGGGUUUGCCAUGCAUUUAUUUAUCUUUGUGAUAUUAUGUAACAUAAGAAGUGAAGGCAUUUGAAGGGCAUUAAUUAUCUGAUGAUUUAUGUUUGUGAGUAUGUGUGUGUGUGUGUGUGUGUGUGUGUGUGUGUGUGUGUGUGUGUGUGUGUGUGUGUGUGUGUGUGUUGAUUAGUGAUGACCAUUCUAGCAAUACUAAAUGUUUGUGUGUGUGUGUGUGUGUGUGUGUGUGUGUGUGUGUGUGUGUGUGUGUGUUUGUGUGGUGGCCAGCAGCAGCAUUGAUUGCCAUAAGUGUGAUAUGAUAAUGAAAGUUGUCUUCUUGUGCUUUGUGUAAGUUUUAUUUUGUGAUUUUACUCUCAUUUGAGUUUAUCUUUUAUUCUCAUUUGAGUUAAUCUUUCACCUCUGUGCAUUUUAUUUAUAAAUGAGAGACAAAUUAUGUUCUUAGACAGACAUUUGCAUGCCUAAGCAUUUAAUUUUUUUUUUUUUUUUAUUUAUUUUUAUUUUUAGAUUGUAGAGAUGAAGCAGCACCACAUGUUUUUAUAUUCUAGACACCAGUACACAGUAGCUGCCAACCCAUGGCAAACAAAACUAUUUUAGGCUUUAUAUUCACCAAAGAUUUGGAGAUUUCUCAUGACUUUUUUUUAGUGAGACACUAAUGUGUAUGUAUCUAUUUGUUUUAAGUCUUCCAAAGAUCAAAUACUAUUGCAUUUGCAGUUUAUAUAAGUAUGUAUAAUUUUAAAUAAGAUAGUAAACUUCCACAAUAAUGCAUGGAGAAAAGAGAGAGAAGGAGUGUAGGGAAACCUUACAUAAAGAGUCUUUCAUGGAGGCAAUAACAUUUAGAGCCUGUAACUUGCAUUAGAGGUCUGCAUUUAUGGUUGUGUGUGUCACUGAACCUCCAGAUGCCGUGGAGGCCUCAGCAGCUUCAUGGCAUCUGAUAAUCUCUUGGAGCAAAGUAUGUAUCAUAAGAUUGUUAUCUCUGAAGUUGGGUUUCCAGUUGACUUGUGCAGGUCUUGCAUCCUUUCUUGGAUAUCAAUGAAAGUAGGUCUGUUCAUGGUAUCACAUCCUGGAUCCUCUUUCUUGCUUUCCUUCAGCAAGAACCAUGAAGGCUGUUAUGAUUAUUCCCUAUUAGUCCUCUUCUCUGUUUCACCAAGAGUUGCUCCAACACCAGGGUAGUGGCAGCACCCACCAUUCCCCUUGUUCCACAGUCCCACAGUGGCCAAGUUGUGAUUAUUGACUGCCCUUUACUACCCUUGACUUCCCCUGCUGAGUGAUGCAGUGGCACUUAAGUUGGUGUAGGUCAGUGAUGUAAAUAAAUAUUUGUGAUGCACUUGAUGCAAAAUUAUUUACUCUAUAGUCACUAAGUAAAGGCAUGUGUGGAGUUUUGUGUGAUGCUUACCAUUUUCCAGUUUUUGGUGAUGGUGGAUGUAGGUUGAGGCCUCGUGUUGUUGUAGGUUUUGGGGAUUUUUUUUUAUAAUCCCACCUGACAAUAACAUUUUCUUGAUAUUGUAGGAUUUUGUUGGGAUUAGGUUCCAUUGAUAUGCUAGUCAUGCCCUGUGUGUGUGUGUGUGUGUGUGUGUGUGUGUGUGUGUGUGAGGGGAGCAUAUGUGUGGGAUGAUUCAGAGACACUUGUUCCUUUGCAUACAGUUAGCAUCAGCAUACAGGCAUCUGUUAGAGAACAGAAAGAAUGAAUACUUUUAGGCUCCUCUUCUCUGUGCACAAUAGUCAUAAUUUGUUUCCACACCACUGUAUUGCACAUUCUAGCCUUUCAACUUGUUUGCACCACUCAGCUGCACGUACUACCAUAUUAAAUUAGAGUAUCAUCAUUUACUCAUUCUGCACUAUUUCAUCUCUAAUUUCUUACUGUAUUUUCCUUUAUUCUUGUAGCUUUCAUUAUGUGCUGUUUUAUCUCAAGUUCUGCUUUUUCCAUCGCUGCAGUUCUUAUACUGUAUAUACUGUUCUUUCACUGCUGUUUUCAUUCUGUCUUAGCAUUUUAUUCACAGUAGUUCCUGAGUUUCCCUCAUUACUGCAGCAUUAUUUUCUCAGUGUUAGCAUUAUUGCAAUGGAUCCAUGUAAUACAGUUGUGGAUCAGUAUUUUUUUUUUAUAAUUUACUCCUGUUAAUCAUUAAUCUUACACAAAGAGAAGCACAUGAGUAAUGCUUCCUCAUUUUUAGUUAUUCAGCUUUUGCACCUCACCUGAAUGUGACAUCACUAGGACUGUUUUCCCAUGAAGAUGGACCACCUCUUUCCGUGUAGGGUUUAGCACACCGUAAGUUUCCAUGAAAGAUAGCAAUGUAUACUUGCACCACAACAGUCACUGAGUCUGUAGAGGCACUUUGUGUAUAGGAUUGGUGUUGUGGUUUGUCAGCAUAAUAGUAAUUGUGGUGCUGGAGAGUAUUGCUCCAUAUUAUUUAUGUUACCAAGCACAACAGUUGCACUAAGAUCUGUUCUUCAGCUUGGCCAUCCUCCAUUCCACACUUUCUUCUACAGCCUAUGUUACUCUCCUCUCAGUCUUCCAAACAUGUGAAGAACAAGUUUCUGACAGUUUACCUUAUCAAGGUUUUCAUAUAAGUAAUGUUAUUUUUCUUUCACUCUUUCAUGUGUUAUUUUCAUAUUUGUGUUGUGAGGCAGUUUUUGUCAAAGACAUUUUUUUAUUAAAUACCAGAGAAGCUUU